CUGCCCUUAGCAGCUGUCACAAUUUUCCACUUCUAUUUCCGGUCUUUUUACUCCUCCGUGGCAUGGCGGAUGGUCUUUACCACCGCUAGUAGUGUUUUUUGGAGGAUAAUAUUCGCUAAAUUAGCGAAAUGAGUCUAUCAGUAGCCCGACCGCUCGUGUCGGUGUACUCGGAGAAGAGCGAGCUGGUAACGGGGGCUUCGCUGCCGCUGCCAUUCGUGUUCAAGGCACCCAUCAGGCCGGACCUCGUCAACGAUGUCCACGUUUCUAUGGCCAAGAAUGCUCGCCAGCCCUACUGUGUUAGCAAGGAGGCUGGCCACCAGACCAGUGCAGAGUCCUGGGGCACCGGUCGCGCCGUAGCCCGUAUCCCUCGUGUACGAGGUGGUGGUACCCACAGAUCCGGCCAGGGUGCCUUCGGCAACAUGUGUCGUGGUGGUCGUAUGUUCGCGCCGACCAAGCCGUGGCGCCGCUGGCAUCGCCGCGUCAACCUACGCCAGCGCCGCGCCGCCGUCGCUGCUGCAGUCGCCGCCGCCGGCGUCCCGGCCCUCGUGCAGGCUCGCGGUCACAUAAUCGAGAAGGUCCCGGAACUGCCCCUGGUGGUGGCUGACAAGGUCCAGGAAAUCAACAAGACCAAGCAGGCUGUGAUCUUCCUCCGCCGCAUCAAGGCCUGGUCUGACGUACUCAAGGUAUACAAGUCGCAGCGCCUGCGCGCCGGUAAGGGCAAGAUGCGCAAUCGCCGCCGCAUCCAGCGCAAGGGACCGCUCAUCGUCUACCACAAGGACCAGGGUCUGACCCGCGCGUUCCGCAACAUCCCCGGCGUGGAGCUGCUGAACGUGGACAAGCUAAACCUCCUGAAGCUGGCGCCCGGCGGUCACCUCGGCCGCUUCGUCAUCUGGACCCAGUCAGCCUUCGACCGCCUCGAUGCCCUGUUCGGCUCUUGGAAGACCCCGUCCAAGGAGAAGAAGAACUUCAACCUUCCGCAGCCCAAGAUGGCCAACACUGACCUCAGCCGCUUGCUGAAGGCUGAUGAGAUCCGCAAGGUGCUCCGCGCGCCCAACAAGCGCGUGGUGCGUGCGACAAGGAAGCUGAACCCGCUGACCAACACGAAGGCAAUGCUGAGGCUGAACCCGUAUUCAGCCGUGUUGAGGAGGAAGGCGGUCCUUGACCAGGACAGGAGGAACAACCAGAAAGCGCUGGCGCUUGCCGAGAAGCGUGGUAUCAAACUGCCGGCGACUGACGCUGCAGUCAAGGCAGAGAAGCUCCGUGAAAAGAGGCGUAAGGCUAUCAAGGUUGCCCUGAGCAAAAAGCCGAAGAAGCCUGCACCGAAGAAGACGGCUCCACCGCCGCCCAAGAAGAAGGCCGCAGAGAAAGCCAAGCCGGCGGCCAAGAAGUAAAUAAUAAACUUUAUAAGUUGAC
This is a messenger RNA of Pectinophora gossypiella (pink bollworm), 1413 nucleotides long. RefSeq names its product 60S ribosomal protein L4 (gene RpL4). NCBI's taxonomy places the organism in Eukaryota, Metazoa, Arthropoda, Insecta, Lepidoptera, Gelechiidae. The coding region runs from base 129 to 1391 and encodes 420 amino acids. The transcript has 11 exons. Gene Ontology annotation, biological process: translation. Gene Ontology annotation, cellular component: ribosome; cytosolic large ribosomal subunit. The record is from RefSeq and is a predicted model, not a curated record. Gene Ontology annotation, molecular function: RNA binding; structural constituent of ribosome.